GAUUAGGUGUUGCAGAGAUUUCAUCUUUGCCGAUCGUUUCCUUCAGCGAUGGCUGCUUCAUCGGAGUCCAAGGAGUCAUUAGGGAACAACCCAGGUCUCACUUCGGCGAAGGACGACGCCACCAAGGAGUAUUUCUUGCAGCAAACUAUGCUUCGAGUUAAGGAUCCUAAAGCCAGCCUUGAUUUCUAUUCACGUGUGCUGGGAAUGUCCUUGCUUAAGAGGUUGGAUUUUUUAGAAAUGAAGUUCAGUCUCUAUUUCUUGGGUUACGAGGAUACUACAUCAGCACCAGCUGAUCCAAAGCAGAGGACAGUUUGGACUUUUGGCCAAAAAGCUACGCUUGAGUUAACUCAUAAUUGGGGCACGGAAAGUGAUCCUGAAUUCAAGGGCUACCAUAAUGGAAAUUCUGAACCUCGAGGUUUUGGCCAUAUAGGUAUCACCGUUGAUGAUGUCUACAAGGCAUGUGAACGAUUUGAAAAUCUAGGGGUGGAGUUUGUGAAGAAACCUGAUGAUGGAAAAAUGAAAGGCAUUGCAUUUAUUAAAGAUCCUGAUGGUUACUGGAUCGAAAUUUUUGACCUUCAAAAGAUUGGGGAGGUUACGGCUGUGGCCUCCUGAAAGACUUUGGACUCUAAAGGGUAUAGCUUUCUCUCAGUUUCCCUUGGGGGAAAUACUACUCAGACAAAUAAAAUAUGGAGGGUUCUGUAGUUGAAAUAAACAACAGAAUUGAAUUGAUAUUUAUGCUCAUUAUUUUGUUUGGGUAUGUACUUAUAUUCCAUAAAAAUUGUUACUUAUUUAUGUUUCUAAUUCUUACA
This is a messenger RNA of Phalaenopsis equestris, 809 nucleotides long. Its product is annotated as lactoylglutathione lyase. The record is from RefSeq and is a predicted model, not a curated record. Lineage: Eukaryota; Viridiplantae; Streptophyta; Magnoliopsida; Asparagales; Orchidaceae. Gene Ontology annotation, molecular function: metal ion binding; lactoylglutathione lyase activity.